UUCUUCCUGAUAACCACCCGUUCUCAACAUUGCUCAUCCGUAUGUAUCAUAUUGCCAAUGCACAUCAGGGAUUAGAGACCGUCGUUAACAGUAUUAAAGAACGUCACCGCAUUUUGAAGAUUCGUUCGCAAGUAAAGAAGUACACGAUGUCCUGUGUGAAGUGUCGAGAGCUAAGAGCAAAACCAGCCGUUCCGCAGAUGGGCAUCUUGCCAAUGGAGCGCACAACGCCGUUCGUGUAUCCGUUUACCUGUACGGGCAUCGAUUACUUCGGGCCGAUGGCUGUGAAGGUCGGCCGUCGUGUCGAGAAAAGGUGGGUAGUGCUGUUUACUUGCAUGACGUCAAGAGCAGUACAUUUGGAGGUGGUCCCAUCACUCGAUACAAGCAGCUGUAUAAUGGCAAUUCGCUGCUUCAUGUCGAUUCGUGGACUGCCACAGUGCAUCAUGACUGAUAAUGGGACCAACUUCACCGGUGCUAACCAAGAGUUGAAGACACUGGUGAAGACGCUGGAUCAUCCACAGAUUGAAGAAUCAUUGAGUGUUAGAGGUGUUCAAUGGAAGUUUAUACCGCCUGGUGCUCCUCAUUUUGGAGGCUGCUGGGAGCGAUUGGUACGUUCCGUUAAAACUGCUCUUCGUGCGAUGUUGCAGGAACGACAACCCACCGACUUGGUGCUACGUACUGCUUUGUGCGAGGCAAUGAACACAGUAAACAACCGACCGUUGACGCAUGUUGCAGAUGACCCGUUGGAUCCAGAACCGUUGACACCGAACAUGUUGCUGCUAGGACGAAACAAUACAAUCCAAUUCGACCAUGAUUUCGAUGAACGAGACCUAAGCUGCCGUGCUGCGUAUAAGCAUGCUCAGAUUUACGCGGAUCGUUUCUGGCGUAGAUGGGUUGCAGAGUAUCGUCCGGAGCUGAUCCGAAGUCGCAAGUGGCCUGACAGCAGAAGCUAUCACGACUACAAAGUUGGUGACAUCGUGAUGAUAGUAGAUGAAAGUUUGCAUCGUGGUACCUGGCCAAAAGGUGUGGUGGAAAAGGUCUAUCGUGGUCCGGACGGGAAGGUUAGGACAUUGUUGGUCAGAACGAUGAAGUCAACCUACAAGCGUCCAGUCAGUAAGAUUGUUUUGCUGCAAGCCAUCAGUUCGGUUCCUGGCCUGGAGAAUGUUGCCAACACUGCAAGCACCUAGUUUUGCUCGGGUACCGGGCUUCCAAGGAAACAGCAAAAAACAAACCGCAGGAGGCGAAGUACGUGUAUGUACUGAUCGGGAAUAGAGGAAUCUGGAUUUGGAGUUCCGUUCCCAGCACGCAGCUAAACUGAGUCUGGUCCUUCUUCCGCAGGUGAGCACUGUCCCGCUGUUUGCUACCAGGA
This is a messenger RNA of Topomyia yanbarensis, 1366 nucleotides long. RefSeq lists its product as uncharacterized. Gene Ontology annotation, molecular function: nucleic acid binding. The record is from RefSeq and is a predicted model, not a curated record. The transcript has 2 exons. Lineage: Eukaryota; Metazoa; Arthropoda; Insecta; Diptera; Culicidae. Gene Ontology annotation, biological process: DNA integration. The coding region runs from base 42 to 1184 and encodes 380 amino acids.